UGUGCCUAGGCGGGAGGGGAGGGCGCUGGGCAGGGGUGUCGGCCACGACGGAGUCCCUGCAGCCAGACAAGGAGGGUCCCAGGGAUCACAGUGUGCCCGGGGGUCUCCGCGGCGGGGCCCACCCACGGAGCUAACUCUUGCUGGCAGCUCUUGCUCUCGGCCUGGAAAGGCUGGGCCUGUGGGAGCAGCUCUUUCCCACAGGCUGGGCGCAGGCCUGAGAAGUGGGGUCCAUGGCCUGGGAGCCCAGCACAGAGCAGGGGCCUCUCUUUUCACUGUGGUUCUUGGCCUGGGAGCCCAACAGCUCCCCCCUCGACCUCCUGAAUCCCCUGGCAACUUCCCAGUCACGGCAGGUUCCGCUGCCAGAGCCAUUUAUAACUCCCAUUCCGGGCUCUGCUCCGCAGCUGAGCUCCCUGGAGAGCCGGGGGGAGGGGCAGCCACUGCUGGGAGCUGCGGGCCUGGGCAUGAAGCUCUGACCUGAGCCCCCCGAGAGGACGCAGGGAGAUGGCAGACGGGCCUCGCAGGGUGGGGGCUUACGGCCUUCCAUGGGCCGACUCUCCACGCGACCGUUGCUCUGGGUCUGGGGCUAUUCCUUGGGUGGGGCCUCACGGGGCUGAGUCCCCGAUGAGCAGGCAGGAGGAGAAGGACGCAGAGCUGGACCGGAGGAUAGUCGCCCUUCGCAAGAAGAACCAGGCCCUGCUGCGCAGGUACCAGGAGAUCCAGGAAGACCGACGGCAGGCAGAGCAGGGGGGCAUGGCUGUGACCACGCCGGAGCUCCUUCGUCCUGAUGGCCUCACUGUCACCGUCAGCCAGGGGAAGCGGGUGGUCAGCCAGAACUGGGCAAGGAGUGCCCGUGGACCUGGAGCAGCCAGUGAGAUGCUUGAGGAUGAGCAGGCAGAGGCCCACACUGGCACCUUCUGCUUAGGGGAGCGGGUGGAUCUGGCCGUGACCAUGGAAAACAAAGCUGAGGCCAAGCGGAUCGUAAGUGAGAAGCCCACCAGAGCACGGAACCAGGGAGCAGAAGGGUCACCUGGAGGGGGCUUGGGCCGGAGCCCCUCCAUGCCGACGGCCAUCAGCUCAGAUUCUGUACGGAAGUCUUCACGUCGGGUGGGUCAUGCAGAGACAGUGCAAGUGAGAGAUGUGUCCCAGCCCCUAACCCCUCCUGGACGUCUGGUGGCAAGCUGGUGGGGUCUGGAGGGUGUCCGGGAGCCUGGGAGUCCAGCCCUGGUCCCAGGCCCUGCUCCCCGCCGGGCACUGGGGGGCCCCCUGGAGGUGAGCUGGGACUAUGCCCAGUGGAAGCAGGAGCGGGAGCAGAUCGACCAGGCCCGCCUGGCCCGGCACAGAGACGCACAGGGUGACUGGCGCCGCCCGUGGGACCUGGACAAGGCCAAGCCCACGCGACAGGGCUCCAGCAAGCCUCGGGAAGAGGGCCCAGCCAGGGUGGGCAGCACAAGGGGUCCCAGGAGUCAGCGAAAGCUACAGCCCCCACCACUGGCCCCUGAAGGCAAAGGCAGUGCUACUUGGGGUGGGCAACAGGGCAGACCCGUGGUGGCGCUGGCCACACGCAGCAAGGCUCGAGGGACAGAGAGGCUGACUGGCAGGGCCCGCAGGUGGGAAAUGAAGGAAGACAGGCAGGAGCCAGAGAGCCAGGAGGGAAGCCGAAGCACCAGAAAGACUCCGAAUGAGAAGGAACAUGAGCAGAUUCAGAGCGGGAUGGAGCCCGGCGGACCCACCAGUGCCCCGGGUGGAGGAACCACCCCCACCCCAGCAUCGGAAUCACCAGAGGGGCUGAAAGAGGAGUUGGGAGAUUUGGCAGCCAGUCCAGCCAGUCCGGGCUCUCCACCAAACUCAGACUUGGUUCCCCUCGAUCUCUCCCUAGGAGGUACAGCCCCUGGUGCAUGCCCGCGCCACGCCUGGUCUGUGAGGCUGGUGAGCUCUGUCCCAAGCCUACUGCUGCCCAGGCCACAGGCUCCCCGCCAUGACGAGAGGACAAGGCUUGGAAGCACUCAGCAGCCGGCUCACCUAGCACCCGUCACCCCCAGGGCCUGGCCACCCUCUCCAGCUGCUGGCUCCUGGCUUGUCAGGUUAGACCUGAGUGCAUCCUGAAUGGGGGAGGGGGAGCCUCCCACCUGGAGUCGUUUUCUGCCAUCUCCAACUUCCUCUUCACACCAUCUCCCUGCACUGUGUCAUGCCAAAGCAAGGUCUCAGGCAGGGACUCAAGAGGCAGAGAAACAGCAACUCCAGCUAAGUACGACAUCAGGACUCAUCUUUCCUACUUAGUCUCUGUUCCCCGCCCCCAACCCCAACCACUGAGACCCACGUCUGGUGAAUUAUCCAGACUCCGCACAAGCUGUGGCUUCCUCUCAAUUCAACAAACAUUUCCUGAGCACCCACUACCAGCAAUGCAGCCGGUGGGCGAUGGGAACUUUGCCAGCAAGAGGGAGGGAAGAAGCCUCGUCAUCCGGCAGAUCCAGGCUGCACAGCAGGAGCUGUUCUUGGCUGUAGGUGCCCGACAGGGGCUGAAGAUGGUGGCAGGAGCCCAGAGGGAACCACCCCACCGCUGUGUGCAAAGGUGGGCACGCCUUUCUUUCUCAUCGGGUGUCCCCUUUGCCCCCAAACUGCGGCUUGGAUCUCCCCACAUAGCCCGGCCGUGGCUGUUCCUCUCUGCUGACGGUCCCAGGCUUCACUGGCUUCUCAGGGUUCUCUCUGGAGUGUCCAGAUCAUCCCCAGCAUUUCUCUCCACUGUGAAAAAGAGGUCUGAAUUGUGGCUCAACUGUGAGGCCAGGCUUCCUCACUGGCUCUUGCUCCACGAGCCACCCCCUCUAUUGAGGAGGACGGUGGAGGGGAUGACUUUUCAGCAGAUCCGAUUGUUUCGAGUAGUGCUUCUUACACAUUAAGGUGCAGACGAAUGCAGACUCUAACUCUGGGCUGGGCCUGGGAACCUGCAUUUCUCAUAGGCUCCAGGUGCUGCCUUUACUGCGGGUUCCUGGACCACACUUUGAGAGGAAGGAUUUGGAUUAGAAUAUAUGGAGGGCUGAGGACAGAGACAGACUCUAGACUCUUAAGGGCUGGCUGCUGGCUCUACAUGGGGUGGUGGCAGGCUGCCCCUGCCAGGUGGGAGCUUCCUGGUCUCAGAGUCGGGUGGGAAGCUGAGGCUUUGGGUUAGAGGCUUGAGAGCUGGUGGUGCCAACUUCCUGUAGUGGGGAGUGAGAAAGUUGAUUGGGAAUGGGGUGAGGUGAAGGUAGUUGGAAGAGGUGGGGAUUGAUCAGAGGAAUUCCGGAAAGGCUUAGGAACAUUCUGUGCAUGUAGGGAGAAGACCCCUGUGAGAUAUGAAAAGGCAAGGGUGAAAGAUUCGAAGCUUAAGUUUUCCUCUUGUGAUCUGGUCACACAUUUGUGACUUCAGAGCAUGAAACUGGCCCUGGAACCCAUGACUCCCAAGGAUGGAGCUGGAGUAGAGCAGGUUCAAGCAGAGCCCUUGAAUUCAGAUGUCUCCCAAAUUGUGAACCAGAAUUUGGAUUCUAAGAAUUACAAACUUCCCCCAACUGCCAAUGCUACCAACUAUACAGAUGUGCCUUCAUUAAAGGGUAUGUGCCAAGUCAUGUUUGACUGUGGGCUGGAGAUGUAGUUUGGGCAGAGGUCUGCUUGAGGCCUCAUGACAAGACCUAAGCGGGAGAGGAAGCUGGGCUAAAGGGCUAAGGAAAAAUGGGCUUCUCUCUCUCCGGGUGUUAGGAGAAAGGGAUGUCAUGGGAGUGAGUCACGAGCAGUUGGAGAGAAUGGAGUCUGGCAUAGGAUAUCUUCAUUAUAGGAAGAACUGUAGCACAAGGCAAGUAUCAAUGAGCUUUCCUUAGAAAAGGGGAGCCCUCCUUCAGGAGAAAUGAGCCAGCACUUCUGGUGGACACAAACCCUGCUCCAGGAUGAAACCAGCUAAGGGGCAGGAGGGAAGGGUAAACAUCCCUCCACAAAGCUCGGGGCCAUGGAAGGCUGCUCUGCUUCUUCCUGGAUCCUUUGGUUAAAGGCCUGGCUGGGAGCCUUCUUGGAUGUCCUUCUCCUCUCCAACCAACAGACAAGACUGCUUCUCAAAGGUGGGAAGUUCUUCAUGGGACAUGGCUUCAGGAGCCCAGGCACAGAGCUGGAGGAAUUGAUGAGAGAGUGCAGAGGGCAGUAGGGGGCCAGCAGGGACCUGACAGCUUUACCCAAGGUUUCAAAACAAGGCAGAAGAGGUGGAAAGCAUCUCUAUCCUGGCACCGAUCACCUCACAGAGGGGAGCGGAGACCACACUGUGAAGGAGGUAUUUGGGGGAUGACAGGCAGCAUGGUAGAGCGGAACAAACCCGGGCCGUGGAAUCCAAGAGACUGAAUCUGAAUUCUAGGUCUGUCACCUGCUAGCUGGAUGACUCUGGUCAAUUUUAAUGUCUAAAAGCCUCAGUUUUCUUGUUUGCAAAAUGGAGCUAGUAAUACCUAUGUUGAAGGAUUGUUAAGAAAAUUAAAGGUGAAAAUAUGCAAAAUACCCCUGGCACACAGUAGGCACUCUAUUAACAGUAGCCUGGCAUGAAGAAGACACUCAGUACAUGUUUGUUGAAUAAAUGAAGUAGUGAUUUGGUGUGA
Messenger RNA from Bubalus bubalis (water buffalo), 4601 nucleotides. It is a transcript of the gene CCDC9B, whose product is annotated as coiled-coil domain containing 9B. Bases 502 to 2103 code for a protein of 533 amino acids. Lineage: Eukaryota; Metazoa; Chordata; Mammalia; Artiodactyla; Bovidae. The transcript is spliced from 14 exons. The record is from RefSeq and is a predicted model, not a curated record.